Psilocybe cubensis is the source of this 474-nucleotide messenger RNA. RefSeq lists its product as uncharacterized. Gene Ontology annotation, molecular function: phosphatidylinositol-3-phosphate binding. Gene Ontology annotation, biological process: endocytic recycling; late endosome to Golgi transport. The transcript has 5 exons. Gene Ontology annotation, cellular component: early endosome membrane; retromer complex. The record is from RefSeq and is a predicted model, not a curated record. NCBI's taxonomy places the organism in Eukaryota, Fungi, Basidiomycota, Agaricomycetes, Agaricales, Agrocybaceae. Bases 1 to 474 code for a protein of 157 amino acids.
AUGGCGACAACAGUGUCCCCUUUUGCUCGCAGUUCUGCGUUUGAAGAGAGUCUUUUAUCUGCGAGGGAGCAGACGAUUGAAGAAAUGUACAGUGUCCCAGAGAGUUUCUUGGAGAUUGAGGUCAGGAAUCCGCAGACACAUGGUUUUGGAAGGAAAAUGUACACCGAUUACGAAAUUGUGUGCAAGACCAACAUCCCUGCUUUUAAGCUGCGCCAUUCGCUUGUUCGCAGGCGAUACUCCGAUUUCGAGGCCUUUCGAGAUAUCCUGGAGCACGAAUCUACCCGUGUCAACAUCCCCCCUCUCCCAGGAAAAGUCUUUACCAACCGCUUCUCUGAUGAGGUCAUCGAGAGUCGGCGUGAGGGGCUCGAAAGGUUCUUGAGCAUUGUAGCUGGGCACCCUCUUCUGCAGACUGGAAGCAAGGUUUUGUGUGCUUUCCUUCAAGACCCUGCCUGGGACAGGGCCCAAUGGGUGUAA